GAGACACAGGAGGAGGACCCUGGUGCUGUGCUGAAGCCCUUGGAGGCGAGCUUGAAGGAGUCCAUUGAGGUGUUCAAGAAGAGGGUCAACGAGACGAAGCAAGGCACAGCGAACGCCAACAUCUUUGAUAAGCUGGAGGUUCCCGUGGCCCAUAAAGAGGUGUAUCCGUUCACGUCAGUGGCCCAGACCUCUUUGAAAGGCCGUAACCUCAUCAUCACGGUGUUUGACCCUAACAAUGUCAAGCACGUUGUGUCGUCGGUGCUGGGUUCUGGUCUCAACAUGAAUCCUCAGCAGGUGCCAAACUUCCCUCAGCAGCUGAAGGUUGCGCUUCCACCACCAACAGCAGAGACGAGAAGUGAAAUCCUCGCAGCCUUGAAGAGGGACUUUGAACACUUCAAGCAGAGUCCUUCGAAGCACUCGCUGGGCUCUGCUAGACAGCAUGCUCUAAAGCAAUUGAAAGGCUUUGAAAAGAAGAACGACAAGGUGAAGAAGGUGUUGCAAGACGUGGAAAAGAUCUACAAGAAGUAUCUCGAUGAGCUACAGACCCAGUUCAAAGCAGCUGAAAAGAGUGUU
Molecule: messenger RNA, 573 nt
Organism: Williopsis jadinii
Lineage: Eukaryota; Fungi; Ascomycota; Saccharomycetes; Phaffomycetales; Wickerhamomycetaceae
Gene: RRF1
Product: Rrf1p
Exons: 1
Biological process (GO): translation
Cellular component (GO): mitochondrion
Molecular function (GO): ribosomal large subunit binding
Source: RefSeq, a predicted model, not a curated record